Alternaria postmessia is the source of this 1431-nucleotide messenger RNA. RefSeq lists its product as uncharacterized. NCBI's taxonomy places the organism in Eukaryota, Fungi, Ascomycota, Dothideomycetes, Pleosporales, Pleosporaceae. The transcript has a single exon. Gene Ontology annotation, molecular function: oxidoreductase activity. The record is from RefSeq and is a predicted model, not a curated record. Bases 1 to 1431 code for a protein of 476 amino acids.
AUGCGUUCCUUUGCUUCUAUUGCCGCCGCCGCGGUGGUCGCCCUUCCUUUGGCCAUCGCAGCGCCCAACAAGGCCAACAAGAUGGAUGCCAGCUACUAUAAGCCGGAGCAGGUUAUCGAUACCGAUGUCGUGAUUAUUGGUGGGGGUGGUAUGGGUGCCUACUCUGCUAUCCAACUCAAGGACGCAGGAAAGAGGGUUGUGGUCGUUGAGAGCAAAUCCCGUAUGGGAGGUCACACAGAGACUUACAUGGAUAACGAGACUGGAAUUCCCAUUGAUAUGGGUGUGAAGCUAUACCACGACGAACCUUUGGUGCACCAAUGGUUCGCACGCUUCAACCUUUCCACUACCCGGUUCAACAUCCCUGCUCUCCCGACGCAGAAUGUUGACUUCAGGACUGGGCAGGUUUUGCAGGGUCUGCCUGCUCCUAACCAGACAGCCAUGGCUAUUGCUCUGCAGAAGUACGGUGCGGUUCUCGCCAAAUAUCCUCAACUCGAGGGUGGUUUCUAUUUGCCAGAUCCCGUUCCCGAGGAUCUGUACAUGCCCUUCGGCCAGUUCGUCCAAAAGUACGACAUCGCUGAUGCGGUACAAACCAUCUUCGGUCUCACUUCCGCCUUUGGUGACAUCCUCGAGCUCCCCGCUCUGCAGCAGAUGCGCACCUUUUCCCUUGGUCUCUUGAAGACUAUGCAGAACUUUCAGACCAGCUCGGUAAUGGACAACAGCCUUCUUUUCGAGAAACUUACAGCCGAACUCCAGGCUACCAACUCUGUUCUUCUAUCCUCUAAAGUCACCAAGACGCAGCGUGUGAGCAAGGCUGAUGGCGGCGUCAAGGUCCUUGUCGAAACACCGAUGGGCUGCCGUCUCAUUCAAGCGAAGAAGAUCCUUAUGGCUAUCCCCCCUACUCCCGAGAACCUCGCCAAAUUCGACCCUAGCGGCGAUGAGUUGAAGAUUUUUAACCAAUUUACAUCUGUCGGAUACUACACCUCUAUCAUCAGAAACGCUGGCCCUACGAACAUCACACUCCAGAAUCUCGCUCUUGACAAGCCAUACGCGCUGCCACCCAUGCCUGCUAUCUACAAUGUCAACCCCACCGCCAACCCAACUCUAAGUCUCGUCUACUACGGCACCAAGGUUGGUCAGCAUCUGAGCGACGAGGAGGCUAAGGCUGCGAUCAUCGCGGACCUUAAGCGCUUCCAGGCUGCCAACAAUAUGACUGAGACUGAGCCGGAGUUUGUCGCAUUCAGCAACCACAGCCCAUACAACAUGUUGGUCGGUGAGGAGGCUACCCGCGCCGGAUUCUACAAGCACCUGUACGGACUGCAAAGCAAGCGCAACACUUUCUGGACAGGUGCCGCGUGGAGGGCGCAUGACAGCUCUUCCAGCUGGGCUUACACCAGCCAGAGCGUGCUACCUCAGCUUUUGGCAAGCUUGUAG